AGAUUAUUUUCCACUAUCAUUCUCCCUCUAUUGUAAACACUCUCUAUCAAUAAAGAUCUUGGUCUCACACCAUCUACUCUAUUUUUACGGUUAACAAUUUCGGUCAUUAUUUUUAUUGCGGUUCCAGCCACUGUUCCUUGCUAUGGCUCUUUAUUUCAUUAUCUGCUAUGGCUAUACAUACUUUUACGGUAGUCCCGAUUAUUGCUGACUUAAGUAUCGGAGUGUCUACCUCGAGGAUCCACCUCGGGGCUUUGCAGGUCAAUCCAGAGUGCAGAUACGGACUGAAGAAGGAAUUCUGGUUUGGUGCAGUUACAAGACGGAAGUGCGGCAACACUUCAGACGCAGCUCGAUGUGCUGAUGGGUACCGUAAUGGCGACAUAAGGGAGGUGAAUUGGAUGUACUACGAUCGCGAUGUGUGCCGCCUCUACUUGUCUGGCCUUUGUCCUCACGAGUUCUUCCAAUUAACGGCAUCUUUGCCCCAACCAUUGCCAAACCCUCUAUCUUUAGCACCAUUGCCUGUGCUUGCACCUGAUCCUUGGACCCAGGAAACGAUAAAUGAGAAGCUGAAGAAAGCCGAGGAUCUUGAUAAGACUCAGUCUCGCUUGCUCUCUUAUUGUUGUUUAGGUGAGGAAGGGAUGGUAGACAAGGCACAAAAAGCGCUAGAAGAGGCUGAAACACUCAAGAAGCACUUUGCUAGACAGGAGCCUGUUCUGAAUUCCUCAAAGUAUACUGCUGCUGAUGUUCGCAUUAUGAACUGAUCAAAAGCUAUGUGUAUGUGAUAUUUGUGGAGCAUUUUUGAGUGUUUAUGACAGUUACAUUUUAUUAUCAUCUACUUCUUGAUAAUAGUCUUUUAUCUUCUUUCUAAGGGCUUCAAAAAGUUAGUGUUUGAGGUUUCAAGUGCUUCAGCUUUUGACCUGGCUAUUAUACCUCCUUGUCACAAGCAGGCUUUGCGCCCGGUUUUACGAGGAUAACUUUUGCAGCUACAUAAUGUGUGUCUUUUUCUCUUUUUGUACUUGUAGACCAUGCAAUUGUUAGAUAAUAAAUAUUUGGGAAACUG
Messenger RNA from Rubroshorea leprosula, 1057 nucleotides. The record is from the annotation of a GenBank genome assembly. NCBI's taxonomy places the organism in Eukaryota, Viridiplantae, Streptophyta, Magnoliopsida, Malvales, Dipterocarpaceae.